This is a messenger RNA of Vidua chalybeata, 609 nucleotides long. It is a transcript of the gene LIN28A, whose product is annotated as lin-28 homolog A. Bases 1 to 609 code for a protein of 202 amino acids. The transcript is spliced from 4 exons. NCBI's taxonomy places the organism in Eukaryota, Metazoa, Chordata, Aves, Passeriformes, Viduidae. The record is from RefSeq and is a predicted model, not a curated record. Gene Ontology annotation, molecular function: nucleic acid binding; zinc ion binding.
AUGGGGUCUGUUUCCAACCAGCAGUUUGCAGGUGCGAAGCCGGGCGAGGAGCCGGCCGGAGACUCGCCCAAGGCCGAGAACGAGUCCCAGCCCCUGCACGGCUCCGGCAUCUGUAAGUGGUUCAACGUUCGCAUGGGCUUCGGCUUCCUCUCCAUGACCGCCAAGGGCGGCGCGACCCUGGACUCCCCCGUCGAUGUCUUCGUGCACCAGAGCAAGCUCCACAUGGAGGGUUUCCGCAGCCUGAAGGAGGGCGAAGCUGUCGAGUUCACCUUCAAGAAAUCAUCCAAAGGUCUGGAGUCCAUCCGGGUGACCGGCCCUGGGGGCGUCUUCUGCAUCGGCAGCGAGAGGAGGCCCAAAGGGAAGAGCCUCCAGAAGCGCAGGUCAAAAGGAGACCGGUGCUACAACUGCGGCGGGCUGGACCACCACGCCAAGGAAUGCAAGCUGCCGCCGCAGCCCAAGAAGUGCCACUUCUGCCAGAGCAUCAGCCACAUGGUCGCCAACUGCCCCGCGAAAGCACAGCAGUCCCCCAGCUCGCAGGGAAAGCCCGUCUACUUCCGAGAGGAGGAGGACAUGCACAGCUCGGCCCUCCUCCCCGAGACCCGGGAAUGA